AGUUCCGGGUUGGUUUUUUUUUUGGCAUUCUUUAGCUUUCAAUCGAUCGCUCGCUUUUUUACUCCGACAAAACCCGGUCGUCAUCUGGAGUGUGCUGCCCUGUGUUGGGAGAACAGUUCUCGUGCCAACGGUUUACCCCAGAGCAACCAGUGGUCUGUGUCUGUCAUCAGUUUCCGGUGUGUUUGAGGCUCUGGCAACACUGAACAGGAAGACAGACGCAGAGAGACGUCUGAACUGAGAACGGAAACUGCUGCGGCUUCUUCGUCAGCCUCAGAAUGACUGAGUUCUGGGUUUGUUUCAGCUGCUGCAUUGCAGAGCAGCCACAGCCUAAACGGCGGCGACGGAUCGAUCGCUCCAUGAUCGGGGAGCCGACAAACUUCGUUCACACCACACAUGUAGGCUCGGGGGACAUGGGCCUCGGAUUGCCAUCAGUGGACCUCGUUCAAGCCCAAAUGAAAUCUAAAGGGGGCUACGUGCACGGAGGAUCUGAAGGUUCUCAGUUGUAACCAGCCCUUCACAGUCUUGUGGAAACUACUGUUGUUGAUAUGAGGAAGCGUUUUCAAAAAAGCAGUUCUGUCUAUAAUGGACGCAGGACCAAAAGAUGAAACUACUGCUUUUCCAUAAUGUUGUAUAUAUUUUUAUUUUCCAUUCCUUUUUUUAAUGAAAGCACUGCUAUCCAUUUGCUGCCAUACUGUUGCACUGUAAAGAGUAACUGUUAAGAAUAGAUAAGAGGGUUUAGAAAGCUCAUAAUCUCAGUCAGAUGUAUGCUUGUGUGUAUGCAUGAGGAAAAUAUUUUCAAAAAUAUUUGCUGUUGUAGCCCAUUUGGAUGCCUGUAUUUAUUAUCUGAUUUGCAAACGGACCUCAUGGUGGCUGGGCCACGCUGGAGAUUUGGAACAUUCAGUUUCUUUCUUUAAUUUUCAGAGGUUUAUCAAAGGACAGGUAGAGGUGGGAAGGCAAAAAGUGACACGUUCAUUGUUUUAUUCUGAGAAAUACUCAUUCUCCGAGUUGCUUUCAGGGUUAAAGAUUGCUGUCUUGUAAUAAACUUGAAAUGAGUAGAGUACACUGGAUCACACAUUGUACACUCAGACUUGCUUAGGAAUUCCGCAUUGAUUUCAACUGUUUUUUUUAUACUCAUUUAGAUUUGAAUCAUAUAGAAUUUUAAUAAACUAUGAACUUCCUAAUCUGCCUUCUGAAGUCAUGUUCAUUAUUUGUUUUACUUGUGUCGUUUGGCAGCUUGACGCUGUAAAUACUGAGCUAAGUGGUUCCAACAGGAUUCAUAUUUUUCUAUUUUCUUCUUUUCAAGUCUUGUGUUCCAACAGUAGACCAAGAAUUGUACUUGGAACUAAUUAUUUCACACUGCAAACACAGCCACAAAUGUGGACCAAGUUUGAUACGGUUGGAGGUAUUUUCAAACCUGUAGCCUACCAACUGUAUGUCCAUCAAUACCUUUUUGGUAUUCUGUUCCUUUUCCCCUGCACAGUUUGUGUUUCACACAGUGUCUUAUCAUGACAUCUCAUAUUUAUCUUGAUAUAAAAUCCUUUUUCUUUUAAGUUUUUGGUUGAUACACCCAUAAUCUUGGCAGAAAUGAUCCUCCAGAGGUCUUAAUAGUUUCAUGUUUCUUUGAAAACUCGAAUGUCAGAACUCUUAAAGCUGGCGGACACAUGCAACUAAAUGGCAUCCAACCUAAUGCGGCCCAACCUUUGUAGCAGUGUAUGUGAUUAAAUUGCUUCAGUGUUAAAAGAUGUUUAAAGUUCUCUCUCCUUAUUCAAGUAGAGAUCAUUUUCUAUAAAGGGUUCCUCUCGUAGGGUAAUGUGAAUGAGUGCAGCUCUUAUUGCCAGAUUACGCUGGUUGUCAGUCGUGCAAAUGAUCAGAUUAAAGUUAAUAUUUACCCUUUUUAUUGACCGGCUUUGUCAUCCCUCAGUAUUGUCAUAUGUAGUACAAAUUUCUGAACCAGACUCCAUUGAAAAAUGCCUUUUGCCAAUAGUGACAGAGCAGCUGCAGUAUGAAUAUUUAAUGCAUAUCCCCUGCUACUUGGGUUGAUCAUCAUGUACACACUGCUCAUCACAACGUACCGUCAUUCUGAAUCAAAAGGUCAAAUGUGUCGGGCAAACCAGCUGGCCUGGAUUUAUCAAUAAAUGUCCUCAAUGUACAUCUUAUGAUUCACUUUCAACAGAAUGUCUUUGUAUUAUUAAGUCAAGCAAACGUCUGUGUAAAUUGGUGUUAAGUGCGUGCUAUUGCCAUACUAUUAAUGAUAAAAGAGAAAAUGUUUUGUGUUGGUACCAGGCAGCACAAAUUACCCUGUUAGAUAUAGUCACUUUUGUAAUAUCUUAUUAUUUACGGCCUUAAAACUGCUGGUAACCAUUUUUCCAACUCUGAUUCAUCAUGCUAAAAUAUUGUCACAGUGCUCAUCUGUUCCUCUUUAAAUGUUUCUGUAGUAGUUCCUGUUUGAAAAGAGAUCCAGAUAUGUGUAAACUAGGUGGUGUUUUCCCAGCUCUGUGCAGAAUGCUGUAGUAUGUAAGACAUACUGGGAUUGCAGUAUAUUAUGUGACCAGCAGGCUGUGCUUGUGGACUGGUUGAAUGUGACUCAAAAAUUAGUUUCCUUUUGGGAUUCUUGUAAUUGGACUUCUUCUAUGAUGAUAUUGUAAAUAUGUAACAUGAAAGUAAUCGAUCCAUGGUUUGUAUGUAUUCAGGGUCAUUCGUAUUUUAGGCUUUUUUCUUCUUUAUAACAUCACUGGGAAGGCAGAGAGUUGGAGCAGUGUUUUUGUUGUAUAUUUGUUUUUUUCUUCAGGAACUGCCUGAUAUGUUGUUCCUACUUUAAGGGAAGUUCAUCUGUCUUUUUUUCUGCAUUUUUUCAGAAUAAACAAUGAGAAAUAAAUGUUAAAUGUU
Anoplopoma fimbria (sablefish) is the source of this 2886-nucleotide messenger RNA. RefSeq names its product CDC42 small effector 2 (gene cdc42se2). The record is from RefSeq and is a predicted model, not a curated record. Gene Ontology annotation, molecular function: small GTPase binding. Gene Ontology annotation, cellular component: plasma membrane. The transcript is spliced from 5 exons. NCBI's taxonomy places the organism in Eukaryota, Metazoa, Chordata, Actinopteri, Perciformes, Anoplopomatidae. Gene Ontology annotation, biological process: regulation of Rho protein signal transduction. Bases 276 to 506 code for a protein of 76 amino acids.